ACACACACACACACACGCACACACGCUUGCUUCUCCCUUCUUCCCUCCCCGCCGGUCUCCUCUACUGUCGGAUGCUGGAGUGGUGAACAGCAAGACUCUCUUGGUUGAGCCGCAUGGAGGCACAGGGAGGGGCUCCCAGCCCAGAGCUCGGUAAAAACAUCCAGAAGCUGCUAAAGCCCUCCAGUUCUGGCAAGCUCUCUCAGGAGCAGUUCCAGCAGCAUGCUGCAGGCGAGGAGGAGGAAGGGGAAGAGGAGGAGGAGGAGGACGAGGAGGAGGGUGGCUGGACAGGACCCACCGCCAGCCUGCUGCACAUCUCGGAGAAGAGACAACCUCUGAGCAGCGUGUCCUCCUUGGAAGUCCAUUUUGACCUCCUAGAUCUGACCGAGCUGACCGACAUGUCGGACCAGGAGCUGGCUGAAGUCUUUGCUGACUCUGAUGAGGAGAACCACAAUGAGUGUCCACCAGGUUCGCAGCAGGUCGUGCUGGGCAAAGGAGGCUACAUGCGCUCUCCCUCGUGGACACGCUGCAGCAAGGUGGAGAUGCCACGAGAGAGGAAGCAUCACAGUGACUCAGACACCACAGCAGAGCCCUUCAUGAAGCUGGAGAGGCCAAAGCAACCUUGACGUGGCAUGUGACAGGGCGUGAAAUGAAGCUCAGAGCGGACAGCCAGCACCUGAGUCCCAAUGGGCCACUGACUGCGUUUUGUGGUGCUGAUGAACACAUGAGUUCAUGUUGAACUCUGAGCACUUUGCAGUGUUCUAAAAAUGUUCCGUACACACACGCACGCACACACACUUCUUCCCUCUCGUCUCAUUUCACUCUGAAGAUUUGAAACUUUGUGGUGGAGUGACAGACAGGGUAGAAACAGAGCCGACUUAAUGCCCCGACAAGAGCCAAGGAAGCGUGUGGUGUGCUGUAAUGACAAUUGGCUAAAUCAAUAGUUCAUUAGUAUCCUUUUGUCUUUGAUGAAGUACCGUAUUUUCCACACUAUAAGGCGCUACGGAGUAUGAGGGGCAUCUUCAAUGAAUGGCCUAUUUUAAAACUGUUUUCAUAUAUAGGGCGCACCGCAUUAUAAGGCGCAUAGGAUGGAAGCUACAAAAGUGGGGCUGCAGUUGCGUUAUGCAUCCACUAGAUGAAGUUAUGCAACAGGGAAUUCAAUACAAUAAAGCUUUAU
Messenger RNA from Hippocampus comes (tiger tail seahorse), 1174 nucleotides. RefSeq names its product dysbindin domain containing 1 (gene dbndd1). NCBI's taxonomy places the organism in Eukaryota, Metazoa, Chordata, Actinopteri, Syngnathiformes, Syngnathidae. The transcript has 4 exons. Gene Ontology annotation, biological process: negative regulation of protein kinase activity. Gene Ontology annotation, cellular component: cytoplasm. The record is from RefSeq and is a predicted model, not a curated record. The coding region runs from base 114 to 623 and encodes 169 amino acids.